Messenger RNA from Neopelma chrysocephalum (saffron-crested tyrant-manakin), 6816 nucleotides. RefSeq names its product EPH receptor A7 (gene EPHA7). NCBI's taxonomy places the organism in Eukaryota, Metazoa, Chordata, Aves, Passeriformes, Pipridae. The record is from RefSeq and is a predicted model, not a curated record. Gene Ontology annotation, cellular component: plasma membrane; neuron projection. Gene Ontology annotation, biological process: axon guidance; protein phosphorylation; cell surface receptor protein tyrosine kinase signaling pathway. Bases 183 to 3245 code for a protein of 1020 amino acids. The transcript has 17 exons. Gene Ontology annotation, molecular function: ATP binding; transmembrane-ephrin receptor activity; protein binding.
GAGGCGGCGGAGAAGGAGGAGGAGGCGGUGACAAAAGAGAAAGGCAGCCUGGAGGGAGGGAGCGCCGAUCUACAAACUAGCACAGCAAUUUCUCCACCGUCCUCUAGCACCCACGAAGCGGCGGCAGUGGCAGUUUCUAGAAAUAUAGAGCUAGAAAUAUAAAAUCACCCCGCUCUUGCACCAUGGCUUUCCAAAGUAGGCUCCCUUCUUGGAUUAUUUUGUGCUCCGUCUGGCUGUUCCACUUUGCACACACGGGGGAGGCACAGGCUGCAAAAGAAGUAAUAUUGCUGGACUCUAAAGCACAACAGACAGAGUUGGAAUGGAUUUCCUCUCCUCCCAAUGGGUGGGAAGAAAUUAGUGGACUGGAUGAAAACUACACUCCUAUACGAACAUACCAGGUAUGCCAGGUGAUGGAAUCAAACCAAAACAACUGGCUUCGGACUAACUGGAUUGCAAAAAGCAAUGCACAAAGGAUUUUUGUAGAACUGAAAUUCACUCUGAGGGAUUGUAACAGUCUUCCUGGAGUUCUGGGGACAUGUAAAGAAACUUUUAACUUGUAUUAUUAUGAAACAGACUACGACACUGGCAGGAAUAUCCGAGAAAACCAAUAUGUAAAAAUAGACACUAUUGCAGCAGAUGAAAGUUUUACCCAGGGUGAUCUUGGGGAGAGAAAAAUGAAACUUAACACAGAGGUGAGAGAAAUUGGACCUUUGUCCAAAAAAGGAUUCUAUCUUGCAUUUCAGGAUGUAGGGGCCUGCAUUGCUUUGGUCUCUGUCAAAGUCUACUACAAGAAGUGCUGGUCCAUCAUUGAGAACUUAGCUAUUUUUCCUGAUACAGUGACUGGCUCAGAGUUUUCCUCUUUAGUAGAAGUGCGAGGAACUUGUGUCAGCAGCGCGGAGGAGGAGGCGGAGAACUCGCCGAAGAUGCACUGUAGCGCGGAGGGAGAAUGGUUAGUGCCUAUUGGAAAAUGUAUCUGCAAAGCAGGAUACCAGCAGAAAGGAGACACGUGUGAACCUUGUGGCCGUGGGUUCUACAAAUCCUCCUCACAAGAUCUGCAGUGCUCCCGCUGCCCUACCCACAGCUUCUCUGACAAGGAAGGAUCCUCAAGAUGCGACUGUGAAGAUAGCUAUUAUAGAGCACCUUCUGAUCCACCAUAUGUCGCAUGCACAAGACCUCCAUCUGCACCACAGAACCUAAUUUUCAAUAUCAACCAGACUACCGUGAGUUUGGAGUGGAGUCCUCCUGCUGACAAUGGGGGAAGAAGUGAUGUGACCUACCGCAUUUUGUGCAAGAGGUGCAGCUGGGAGCAGGGCGAGUGUGUUCCCUGUGGGAGUAACAUUGGAUAUAUGCCUCAGCAAACUGGAUUAGUAGAUAACUAUGUCACUGUCAUGGACCUGCUAGCUCAUGCUAACUACACGUUUGAAGUUGAAGCUGUGAAUGGGGUUUCUGACUUGAGUCGUUCCCAGAGGCUUUUUGCAGCUGUCAGUAUUACCACCGGCCAGGCAGCUCCUUCGCAAGUUAGCGGAGUAAUGAAAGAAAGAGUGCUGCAGAGGAGCGUGGAGCUUUCCUGGCAGGAACCAGAACAUCCCAAUGGAGUCAUUACUGAAUAUGAAAUCAAGUAUUAUGAGAAAGAUCAAAGGGAGAGGACCUAUUCAACAGUGAAAACCAAAUCCACUUCAGCUUCUAUUAAUAACCUAAAGCCAGGAACAGUGUAUGUUUUCCAGAUUCGUGCUUUUACUGCUGCUGGUUAUGGAAAUUACAGCCCUAGACUGGAUGUUGCCACACUGGAAGAAGCCACAGCCACAGCUGUUUCCAGUGAACAGAAUCCUGUUAUUAUCAUAGCUGUGGUUGCUGUGGCAGGAACCAUCAUUCUGGUCUUCAUGGUGUUUGGUUUCAUCAUCGGACGAAGGCAUUGUGGCUAUAGCAAAGCAGAUCAAGAAGGGGAUGAAGAACUUUACUUUCAUUUUAAAUUUCCAGGCACCAAAACCUACAUUGACCCUGAAACCUACGAGGACCCAAAUAGAGCUGUCCAUCAAUUCGCCAAGGAGCUAGAUGCCUCUUGUAUUAAAAUUGAGCGUGUGAUUGGCGCAGGAGAGUUUGGUGAAGUGUGCAGUGGGCGUCUAAAGCUUCCUGGCAAGAGAGACGUUGCAGUAGCCAUAAAAACUCUGAAAGUUGGCUACACUGAAAAGCAAAGGAGAGAUUUCCUGUGUGAAGCAAGCAUCAUGGGACAGUUUGACCAUCCCAACGUUGUUCACUUAGAAGGGGUCGUUACCAGAGGGAAACCAGUCAUGAUUGUAAUAGAAUACAUGGAGAAUGGGGCCUUAGAUGCAUUUCUUAGGAAACAUGAUGGGCAAUUUACAGUCAUUCAGCUAGUGGGAAUGUUGAGAGGAAUUGCUGCUGGAAUGAGAUAUUUGGCCGAUAUGGGAUAUGUACACAGGGAUCUUGCAGCACGCAAUAUUCUUGUCAACAGCAAUCUUGUUUGUAAAGUAUCAGACUUUGGCCUUUCCAGAGUUAUAGAAGAUGAUCCAGAGGCUGUCUACACUACAACCGGUGGAAAAAUUCCAGUGAGAUGGACGGCUCCAGAGGCCAUUCAGUACCGCAAAUUUACAUCAGCCAGUGAUGUGUGGAGUUAUGGAAUAGUUAUGUGGGAAGUAAUGUCUUAUGGAGAACGGCCUUACUGGGACAUGUCAAAUCAAGAUGUUAUAAAAGCAAUCGAAGAAGGCUAUCGUUUGCCAGCACCCAUGGAUUGCCCAGCAGGACUGCACCAGCUGAUGCUAGAUUGUUGGCAGAAGGAACGUGGCGAAAGGCCAAAGUUUGAGCAGAUAGUUGGUAUUCUGGACAAAAUGAUUAGAAAUCCAAACAGCUUGAAAACCCCACUGGGAACCUGUAGCAGACCAAUUAGCCCUCUUCUGGACCAGAACACUCCCGAUUUUACCACUUUCUGCUCCGUAGGCGAAUGGUUACAAGCUAUUAAGAUGGAAAGAUAUAAGGAUAAUUUCACAGCAGCAGGCUACAACUCUCUUGAAUCAGUUGCCAGGAUGACUAUUGAAAUCAAAAACAUGCCAGGUGCUUUGCAAAACAGAGAACAAGAAAAAUCCCUUUCCAGAAGAGAUGACAGCCUGAAUAGAAAUGACAUAAUGGCAGGAGACAAAGGAAGCAGAAAGGGGAAGCAAAACAAGAGUUAUAACCAUAAGAUCAUGAGAUUGGUUUGGAGGCACAGUGAACGCUAUGAGGCAUUUUUUUAAAGCGCAUAAGGACUGUAGUUGGGAUUAGAGAAUGGAAAUGUAGAAAAGAAGCAUGGAAAGGAAUGGAGAAGAAGGGAGGAACAGACUGGCAACAGAAGGAAGAGUAAACAGAGGUGUAUGGGAGAGGCCAGAACACACACCUGACAAACUGAGGAUUAUGACUAAUGACAAGAAGGAAAGACCACAUCUGAAGAGCAUGAUGAUUUCAGGAGGAUGGUGAAGCAGGACAUGGCGAUGCUGCUAGGGAGAGAAGAGCCAGCAAAGCUGCCCUGGAAGCCUGCCCUGGAAGCUCCUCAUGCUAACAUAACCCUGCUUCCCCAUCUUCUUUCUAGCUCCCCUCUUAUACACAAAAUAUGUAUAUAGAAGAGCAAAGGAGAAGGAGAAGCAGCUAAAUAAAUCCUUUCCAAAGAUCCUGCUGGGGAAGAAGUUUAAGCUGGGAUGAUACAGAUUUGCUCCUACUGAUGCUGCUCGUGAUAGCAAGAGGCAGAGAGCAUUCAUUCUGUUAGCCAUUCUCAUGCAGCCAAAUCAAUGGGAGUCUUUGCCUCUGCUUACUAAUAGGCCUUGUUGAGAAAUAAUCAGCAAAAUUAUAAUACUUCAGCCAGUCCAGGACAUUUUAAAAUGUCCUUUUAUUCUAGGACAGAAAGAAGCAGAAAUUAUAACAUUCACAGAGAAGUGGAAACAGGGAAGAAAAAUACUUGAGCAGUUUGUUUUUAAAGCUGAAAAUAAUCAUUUCACUUUCACAGAAAAAUAUAAGGCUAAUUUUGCUUAUUGUAAAAGAAGUACAUUUUAUAACUCUUCGUGAAAAUUUCUGGUACAUCUGGGAAUUAUUUUAAUUAUGUAGGACUGGUUGUUCUAUUUUCUUUUUUUUUUCUAGAAAAUUGUUGUUUCUAGAAGGGAACUGGGAAAUUGCCAUGUUCAGUCUGUCAGACAUUUUAAAAUACUCUGAUUUCCAAAAUAAGAAUUCUUCAGGAGUAAGAAAGCUGCAAUGUGGCCAGUCUAAUCCCUUCCUCACUUCCUUCUCCUCUGCUUUGGUGAUCAGACAUGUCUAAUUAUUAGUCUGCAAAGAGCAAAACCAGUUUCUGUGUCUCCCUGAGAAAAGGCAUUUUGCCAACUGUUUGAAAAAUUUUUAACUGGAUCUGCUUACAGGAAGUCACUCUUUUUGCUGCAGAUUAUUUCUCCACUUAAAUCGUCCUCAAACCUCUUCCAUUUUGCCUGGAAAAGUUUAUCAGAAAGCACACUGGAAAGGCUCAGAUCUUUCUGUCUCCAGUGAAACUGUUUUGGAACAUAGUUAUAGCUUAGCCGAUGUACUGGUAUGACAGUUGAGAGACUACUGCUGUUAAUGGAGUACUCUAUUACCUUGGCAUAUAUAGACACUUUUCACUUGAUACUUCUGACUGCAAAGUAUUGAUGUUUAGGGUAUUAUAGGUACUUGUGUAUUAUAUUUUUUCUUAUAAGUUUUAGAGGACAGCACUGGAUAAAUUCUUCUUCUUCUUCUUCUUCAGGGUAACACAGCUUUGCAUGAGUCAUUCAUCUUGAGUGUACACUAGAGUGAUAUGAAGUUGGUUGUUGUGACACCUUAUCAAUAUAACUCCCAUUUUUAGUCUCUUUAGCAGUGGAAUGAUAUAAGUAUUGCCUAGUAGAGACAAUGGCCUCAUUUAAGAAUAUCUUGAUGACUCUGGAUAGGAUUCAAAUAAUUUGUCUGAGUGCGGAGGAGACAAGUGUAAGUCAUAACUGAAAUAUUACCAAAAAUCCUUAACUGGUUGGGUUGUCCAUCAUUUGCUUGAAGAUUUUGGUAAAUGGUGGUUUACUGGAUUCUCAAAUGGCAGCAAUGGUCAAGCACUUUUUUAAAAAUUGUUUUCAAUUUGAACUUUGUUUAAGUUAAUUAAACUCUUCUCAUCUCAGGGUACCAUUUUAGCAUUUAGUAGAGGUUUACAAGACCUUCUCUGUCAGUGUAGAAACCUCAGCUACUAAAGAACAUACCAGGUAUAGAGUCAACACAAUCUCAGCAGUGCUUCAAGAAUCAGGCCCACUUCAGUAAUUUCUCUCCACUGUUAUUAAAAUAAUACUGGAUUUAAAUCAUAUAGCCAUGAUGUCAACUUUACAAAAAUCUGCUCUGUCUAGAUUAUUUUUCAAUCAAAUGUAGCUCAAAGUUUUAUAGCAACUGACAUAUCAUUAAAAAAAUGAGAUUGCAAAGUAAUGUCAUAGUACCUCCCCAUAAUACAGAAUUUUUUUAUAUAUAAUUUUUACAUAUUUGAAAGAACACCAUUAACUCAGUUGCAUACACCUUUUUGCAAUAAUAGACUCAGCAUAAAGCAAUAUCAAAACACAGUUAAUGUUUCUACUAAUUUUAUUUAGCCAAGAUACAGAUUUUGCAUAAUUUUGCCAGUGGUAUGAUAGCAGAUCUGGAGGUUAUGUAUACCUAUCUUUUGGCUCUGAGAGAGAAUUCAGCUGUGUGGCACCUUCCCACCCUCUGCUACCAAAAAAAAAAACAAAAAACAAAACAAAACAAAAAAAUUCAAUUAAGAAAUGUAGCAUAACCUCUGAAAACUGCAGUCUGACCUACCUUCUGAGUUCAGACCGGAUGCAUGAUUUGGGAAGGAAUUUAAUACCAGCUACCUCAGUAGCCUCAUGGGAAGCGGUUGAAAAAGAGAAAAAGAGAGUAUUAUAAUGUAUCCUGAGAAUAGAGGGCAGCAUGGUUAUUUUGCCUAUAUUUUUUCUUUUAAUCUUGCCUAUGCUUUAACUCACAAUCCUUCCCUAUUGUUGUCUGUCAGCUUUUUCGAGAAGACACUUGGUUUUGUGUAGCUACACCGACUCAAGUCCACAUAACUCUAUGUAUCUGGCAGGUGUUUGACUUGGUAGGGGUACAGUUCUGUUGGACUGUGAGGCCUCCACUGUCCCCUGCAGAUUAGGGACACCUUCAGCUGUUGAAUUCCAGACAUCUUCAGGGCUCUAUAUCCAAUAUGUACAGUUCAAAUGCUUCCUAAAUCAGGGGAGUGCACUAUGACGAAUAGUUUGAAUUUGUCCUAUAUCCUGUGAAUUUACUUACUGCUUCUGUCAAUCUUUCUCUCUCUGUCUUGCCCUUCUUUCUCCUGAAGUAGAGUGGCCAGGGCUGCAUGAAUUAUUCAACAUAAGAGUGUAUGAUGUAUUUAUACAGUGAUAUAGCGAUACAGUGUAUUUAUAGAUAUGUUUUCUAUUUUGUUUACAGUUUCUUUCCUAAUCAUCCAAAUAUCCUGUUUCACAUUUUUACUUGACACUGAGUGCUUGACUUGAUGUUUUCAGAGAGAUGUCUAAUAUAAUUCCUUAUUUUUUUCUUCUCAAGCAAUAGUUAAUUUGUAGUCUCUGCCUGUGUAUGUAUAGUUAGAUUUAUUUUCCCCUUGUUCAGUUCUUUCUAUUUUAUCAAAUUUCAUCCCCCCUUCAUCGCUGAGAGCAUUCAAAAUUGUGAAAUAAUUUUCCAGUUCUUUACAGGCAGCCUCUGAUUUAACUUUUAAAACCAUUUUGUAUCAAUUUCACAUCUGAGAGUUCUUAGAUAUCACAUUUCCCUUUACUACUAAUAAAAGUACUUUUGCUUAAA